Callorhinus ursinus (northern fur seal) is the source of this 1598-nucleotide messenger RNA. The record is from RefSeq and is a predicted model, not a curated record. Lineage: Eukaryota; Metazoa; Chordata; Mammalia; Carnivora; Otariidae.
AUAUACUUUAACCUACAUAAGCCUACAACAGGAAGUGUUUCCUAAUCAUAGAAUACAUUUACUACCAAAUUUGAGGCAAGCAGCUUCCUCCUACGUAAAGUGGGGAAUAUAUUAGUACCUCCUUCCUAGGGUUGAUGUAAACUUAAAGUUAGAUGCUCAUAAGCAACUUGACUCAGUGCCUGGUGUAGGAGCUUCACUCAAAUGUUAGGAUAACUCGACCCAUUUGGAAGGGCUGGGAGGAUGGGGUGCGGGGAACAGGUGGCUAACUGGUUGGAAAGGGCAACAAGAUAUUCUCAGUGAUGUAGGAGUGAGGGCAUCCCUGAGCACAGGCCUCACCGUCCAGGGCAGGCAGGUACGACCAGCAGGCUCACCCAGUGUAGAUACAGGCUGGCUGGCUUAUGGCCAGCAAAAUGUGUUUCCCUUUGCCUGGAAACCAGGAGGUGUGGCUGAGGCAGGGCAUGGAGGGGAGCAGAGCCACUAAAAAGUGGUGGAGAGGAGCCUGCUCUGGACUUCUCUGGCUCCCCCAAAUGCUGGGUACCAACGCCCCCUGGGUUGAAGGAGACGAGUGGGGAACCACCUGGGAAGAACACUUCACGAGCGAAGGCUUGAAAAGGUCUUGGGUCCUUACUGCUUAUUGAGAGUCUGGGGCUCGGCUCAGCCCUGGGACAAGAGGUGAGACGGAAGCUGAAUGCCUUAGGAAGAGUUCCCCCAAACCAUCAGGUGCUGCACGUGGGCUCCUGCUGUAAACCAGAGCCCUGGGUUACCAAGCCCCUGGGAUCGGUGGUGGAGAUAGAACAAAGGGUAACCACACACACCCCCAGCACAGGUUUGGACCAGGCCCCAGUAAAAAUGCCCGCCGCCUGAGCUUCAGACCAUGUACUCGUACAGCUGCCUGGCAUCCGGGGAGGGCGCCUGGCCUCCGCUGCAGCCCCUCACCUACACCUACCUGCCCGGCUCUCUGCUGCUGCCCCCCAUCCACGCCCACAGCUUCUGCAGUCGGCCCCCCAGCCUGACCGCAGGUGAGUGGCCGGGUCCGCGGGAAUAUCACUGCUUCCAUGGCUCAGGCGCGCCCCUGGCCGCAACGCUGUCCUCAUGGGCCUUCCCGCAGGCCUACGCCGCGGCCCUGCACCCGCCUUUCCCGGUGCCCGGCUACCUGGGGCCAUCGCUACAAGGGCCCGCGGCGGAAGGGACGGCGGCUGCCCACCGCGGGGCGCCGUGGCCCGAGGGCUGGAGCAUGCACACCGAGCUGCGCUGGGGAUGCGUGGACCGCGCGCACGGCCCGCGCCUCGAGCUGCCGGAUGUGGUGCGCCGGGAGCUGCGGCGUGUGUACGGCACGUACCCGCGCACAGACGUGCGCGUCACCUACCUCGGAGGCCAGUUCCUGCUUCAGGGCGCGCCGCACAUCCCCGAGCCCCAGUACCGUGUGCAGAGGCGUGUGCUGCGGCCGCCCGCCAGCAACGACGGCGGCGACAGCAGCCUGGCCGCGGAAGCGGCGGAUCGUGGCCGCCGGAGGAAGAGGAAAGGCCCGAGCUGAGGACGCCACAGGGCCCGGCGGCUGGCCCGAGGAGAGAGCAUGGAGCUGGAGAGGAUUGUCAGUG